AUGGCUAGAGAAAAGAACCCGGAAAAAAAGAGCAAACAUAGACAGUUAUCACAAUUUAAUGUGAAGCGAGAACAAAGCCCCAAUCACAGAAGGGUGCACGAGAGGAAGGCCGUUAUGGACAGAAACAACAUAGGUGGGGGAGGUGAGAUCACACGCCAGCGAGACAAGAAACACAAAAUGUCAGAAAGAGGGGUGUACGAAAACCAAAAGAAAGUGACACAGAGGAGCGAACGUUCAUCUCCAGAUGGAAAUCAUGAAUCCGAGGCCAAUGAAGCCGACGCGAGAGAGCAGAAAGAAAGUGAUGUAGUCGCUUCACGCGCAAGUCAAGUACAUGAGAGCGGGAAGCACCAAAAUGUGCAAGGCCUCGUGAACCAAGAUGUCGAAGAGGGGCAGAAACACUGGAAGUCGAAGCCCGUGCUGGACAAAAACAGCGUCACCGAGAACGGAGGCAAACCCAGCCCAGCCGGCAGCGUUGACGAUGACAACGAGAGAGGCUGGAGUCCUCAAGAUGGAUGCAAAGAGACAUACACCGCAGGACCCCUCACCGCACCCGCCCGCACAUCCACCCGCACACCCACCCACCUCACACUACAGACAUCCACCAAAAAGCCCGGACACGCGAAAAUGAUGCCGAUGGGAGGCGAUAUCCUGCAACGGGCACGAGAGCGAGGCCGGAAAGCACGACGCGAACGCCACGAACGGAGGCGCCGAAAGAGGAAUGUUGUCGCGGACCAAAACGGCAGGGGAGAGCGGGAGUCACGGAGGAGGCGGAGGCAAAUGCGCAGAGGCGGGGUCGACGAGGGCGACGACGACGACGAGAGAGGCAGGGACGGGGCGGGAGAAGCGAAAGGAGGCGAGAGGCGAGAGGACGACGGACGGCUCGCUGUUGUCCGUGGCACUGACGCGGCCGAGGCUUGGGAUGGAGAUGACGUCGAUCAAAGACAUCUUGUUCAAGCUCUCCCGAAAAGCCUCGAAGACUUUCAGGCUCAAGAUAUGGCUAGCUAA
Molecule: messenger RNA, 1005 nt
Organism: Stereum hirsutum FP-91666 SS1
Lineage: Eukaryota; Fungi; Basidiomycota; Agaricomycetes; Russulales; Stereaceae
Exons: 5
Coding region: 1-1005 (334 amino acids)
Source: RefSeq, a predicted model, not a curated record